Messenger RNA from Pezoporus occidentalis (night parrot), 1132 nucleotides. RefSeq names its product MOB-like protein phocein. Lineage: Eukaryota; Metazoa; Chordata; Aves; Psittaciformes; Psittacidae. The record is from RefSeq and is a predicted model, not a curated record. Gene Ontology annotation, cellular component: mitochondrial matrix; cytoplasm. The coding region runs from base 16 to 864 and encodes 282 amino acids. The transcript has 9 exons. Gene Ontology annotation, molecular function: protein-folding chaperone binding; protein folding chaperone; ATP binding.
GCGGAGAGCUCACGCAUGAACUACCCAUGUUCUGGGGCCCACCACUUCCAGAACCUUCUGGAACGGUCAUGCUCGCUGAAGGCAGGAAAAGCCUUUAGGAAAUUCCUUCCCCUCUUUGAUCGUGUUCUGGUUGAACGAUGUGCGGCUGAGACAGUAACCAAAGGAGGCAUCAUGAUUCCAGAAAAAGCUCAAGGGAAGGUGCUACAAGCAACAGUAGUAGCAGUUGGAUCGGGAGCCAGAGGAAAGGAUUUCUACAAUUGGCCUGAUGAAUCCUUUGAAGAAAUGGAUAGCACAUUAGCUGUUCAGCAGUAUAUUCAGCAAAACAUAAGGGCAGACUGCUCCAACAUUGAUAAGAUCCUUGAACCUCCUGAAGGCCAGGAUGAAGGUGUAUGGAAGUAUGAACAUUUAAGGCAAUUCUGCCUUGAGCUCAAUGGACUAGCUGUCAAGCUGCAGAGUGAAUGUCACCCAGACACAUGUACUCAGAUGACAGCAACUGAACAAUGGAUUUUUCUUUGUGCAGCUCAUAAAACUCCCAAAGAGUGUCCUGCUAUAGACUACACCAGACACACACUUGAUGGAGCUGCAUGUCUCCUGAAUAGCAAUAAAUAUUUCCCCAGCAGGGUUAGCAUAAAGGAAUCCUCUGUAGCCAAAUUAGGAUCGGUGUGCCGAAGGAUUUACAGAAUAUUUUCACAUGCUUAUUUUCAUCACCGGCAGAUAUUUGAUGAAUAUGAAAAUGAAACGUUCUUGUGUCACCGGUUCACUAAGUUUGUGAUGAAGUACAACCUGAUGUCCAAGGAUAACCUGAUUGUACCCAUUUUGGAAGAAGAAGUGCAAAACUCAGUGUCAGGGGAAAGUGAGGCAUGAUGGGAAUGGCAGUACAGAGCCUGUACUGAAUAUAAAGCAAACAUUAAUUAUGUACUGUAUAUAUCAUUUUAGACACUUCAAUCACGUAUCCUCAUAGCUUUGUUUAGUAUACUUUUUGUAUGCUGUGUGCAUUGCCUUUUAAUAUGGGAAAUACUUUAAGUUAUUCAUGAGCUGUAUAUUCAUCAAUGUGGCACUCAUGGUUUUUAAAUAAAAGUAGUAGUAUCUGUUUAUAAUGCCUGUUAAUAAAAGAAUUUACAGUUCUCUAAAA